GCGCCGUGGGCGACCUCGCGUGAGUGAGUUGAGACAGCUAACAGGUGGGAAACGCGGCUCUUGAAGGUGGGCGACCUUGACGUUUUUGCUAUGGGCAAACGCGGGAGCCGGAGCCACAGCCAGCUGCUCAACACCCUGACUAAAAAGCAGAAGAAGCAUCUUCGGGAUUUCGGCGAGGAGCAUCCCUUUUAUGACAGGGUUUCAGGAAAGGAAGCAAAACCACAGAUUUAUCAACCGUCAGAGAGUUCAGAUACUUCAGGUUCUGAAAGUGAAGCGGAGAGCGAACCAGAGCAAGUUUCUGGGUACCACAGACUACUCGCCACAUUAAAGAAUGUUUCAGAGGAAGAGGAAGAAGUGGAAGAAGACAGUGCUGUAGAUGAGGCAGAAAUGGACGAUGAUGAUGGUGAAAGCGAUGUCACCGUGGAGGAAGAGACAGCGCCCGAGUCUGCCGAAGUGCGGGAGAGUCCUCCUGACCCUGAGGGAAAAGGUGGGGAUGGGCCACUUGGCACAUCACGAGAAUCCUCCGAGGAGUUUACAGAUGCAAAACACGAGUCACUCUUCAGCCUGGAAACCAAUUUUCUUGAAGAGGAGAGUGGAGGCACGUGUUCUCUGAAUGCAUCACAAGAUCCAUUUCUACAGCAUGUGAACAAAGAACUGAAAGAAAAAGAAAUUCAAGCUGUUGCCACAAAUCCCAAAACUACUCACCAGCUAAAAUGGCCCAUAUUGGGCCAGCUUGUCUUUUCAUCGAAGUUUCAGAAGUUGGAAACAUUUAAACCAUCAAAGGACAUUGACUUAAAGUCACUUCAUCUCCAGAAGCCUCUGGAAUCCACCUGGACCAAGACCAACAGCCAGUUCCUCUCUGGUUCCCCUAAAUCAAGUAGCCCCUUCACACCCCUCCAGAAAGAGCUCUUCCUAAUUAUGAAUUCUUACCGGGACCUUUUCUACCCAGAAAGGACCACCCUGAAGAAUGGGGAGGAGAUCCGCCAUGUGUACUGCUUGCAUGUAAUAAAUCAUGUCCUCAAAGCCAACGCCCAGGUGCUCGGUAACAAUAGCAGACGCCGCAGCCAGAAACUUGGGGUGGGUGACGAUGAUGACUUCAGAGACCAAGGGCUAACAAGGCCCAAGGUGCUGAUAGUGGUGCCCUUCCGGGAAGCUGCUCUGCGGGUGGUCCAGCUCUUCAUCAGCCUCCUCGAGGGCGACAGCAAGAAGAAAAUAAUUGUGAGCAAUAAAAAGAGGUUUAAGGGAGAGUAUGGCUCAGAUCCUGAGGAGAGACCACCCAACCUAAAGAGGCCUGAGGAUUAUGAAGCUGUGUUUGUCGGCAACAUCGAUGACCACUUUCGGAUCGGAGUGGCAAUCCUUCAGAGGAGCAUCCGACUGUAUGCCCCCUUUUACUCCUCCGACAUCCUCAUUGCCUCCCCGCUGGGCUUGAGGACCAUCAUUGGUGGAGAAGGAGAGAAGAAGAGAGAUUUUGACUUUUUGUCUUCUAUUGAGCUUCUCAUCAUUGAUCAAGCUGACAUUUACCUGAUGCAGAACUGGGAGCAUGUCCUGCAUUUGAUGAACCACAUGAACCUACUGCCAUUGGAUUCACAUGGGGUGGACUUCUCUCGAGUGAGGAUGUGGAGCCUCAAUAAUUGGUCCAAGUAUUAUCGCCAGACACUGCUUUUCGGGGCCCUGCAGGAUGCCCAGAUCAACUCCGUGUUCAACAAGUACUGUGUCAAUCUGCAAGGCCAGGUGGCUGUGAGGAACGUCCCAAUGACAGGCUCCAUCAGCCAUGUCCUGGUGCAGCUUCCACAUGUCUUCCAGAGGAUGGAAGCUGAAAACCUAGCUUCAGUGAUUGAUGACAGGUUUAACUUUUUUGUGAACAAGAUUUUGCCUCAGUAUCGUGAUGCAGUCAUGUCUCACACGCUCAUCUAUGUCCCCUCCUACUUUGACUUUGUGCGCCUCCGAAAUUACUUCAAGAAGGAAGAACUGAACUUCACCCACAUCUGCGAGUACACCCCGAAGUCUGGUGUCUCCAGGGCAAGACACUUCUUCCUUCAAGGAGAGAAGCAGUUUCUGCUCCUCACAGAACGCUUCCAUUUCUACAAAAGGUAUACCAUAAAAGGGAUCAGGAACCUGAUUUUCUAUGAACUGCCAACAUAUCCCCACUUCUAUAGCGAAGUCUGUAACAUGCUGAGAGCCACCAGCAGAGGAGAGGAAGCCACCUGGACUUGCACUGUCCUCUACUCCAAGUACGAUGCCCAGAGGUUGGCUGCUGUGGUUGGCGUGGAGCGGGCUGCGCAGAUGCUGCAGUCCCACAAGAACGUCCACCUCUUCAUUACUGGAGAAAGAUGAGAACUUGUUGGACAGGAAACGGUAUUGGCGGGAUGCUUGGUUCUGUGCCACUUGGACCCAAUUCUGAUCACUUACGCAAGGACUGCUCCAGGAAGGAGCACCGGGCAGCAGCGGAGCGGAUACGUCUUUCUCUUUAGGUCACGCGUCCCUGAAAAGUUAAAUGUAAACCAGAUUCUGGGCACAUCUUUCAGAGAUCAGGAGGGAGCUAAUAGAACUCUGAGAGGUUGGCAGAAGGAAAAAGUUCUACUUGUGAAACUUUUUGUAAGCCAUAAAUUCUUCUGGUGUUAUUUUAUUCUCUAAUUUAUUACACUUGGUAAAUUCUUUCAGAUUCGCCUAUUUCUGUCUGAUGCUUCCUUAAAGUAAGGCAUACCUGUCAUUGCUUGUGAGAAUUGGUUGUGAGAAUAUUGGGAGACUUCUUGCUGCUGAGUAUCAUCUUAAUUGUGGAUCACACGUGUUUUGCAAAACUAUUAUUUUUCCCCAGCCAAACUUUUUUAAAUCUUAAAUAUUCUAUUCUAAUUCAGCCUAGAAGAAUACAUUCACUGAUUUUUUUUAACUCACAAUAGUAAAUGUUUUAAAAUAUACACUUAAAAUCGUGU
Prionailurus viverrinus (fishing cat) is the source of this 2930-nucleotide messenger RNA. RefSeq names its product UTP25 small subunit processome component (gene UTP25). The record is from RefSeq and is a predicted model, not a curated record. Gene Ontology annotation, molecular function: rRNA binding; U3 snoRNA binding. Gene Ontology annotation, biological process: maturation of SSU-rRNA from tricistronic rRNA transcript (SSU-rRNA, 5.8S rRNA, LSU-rRNA). The coding region runs from base 91 to 2334 and encodes 747 amino acids. Gene Ontology annotation, cellular component: nucleolus; small-subunit processome. The transcript is spliced from 12 exons. Lineage: Eukaryota; Metazoa; Chordata; Mammalia; Carnivora; Felidae.